CCAUUCUCCCGAGUACGAUACCCGACGGCCUGCUCUGAGUGUCUCUCGUUACUGACGAUUUCUCAAAACGCACGAUUCACGACACUGUACGAUUACGACUUGGAUUCGAAGGGAGGGAGGGUUACAGCGCGAGUGCGACGCGUCUAUCAUCGGAGAAGCAUCGGAUACCUGUAAUUUGACGAACCGCCGGCAAUGGUGAAUACACUUCGCGUGGACCCGCCACCCGUGACGCCCAACUACACAAACGACCUGACCGUGAACCUACCCAAUGGCCCCGGAUCAGUUACACCAACCCGAACGGAGCCAAGUAAUAAGCGGAAGCAAACUCUGCUGUCAUUGCUGGAUGCUCUGACUGAGUUGACGAAAGAUGAAGAUAUUCAUGAGCCAGAGGGGAAGCAGACCCCUACGUACGAUGACAACAGGGAUGUGCCCAACGUGGACGAGGAUCAGGUUGUAGGAGCAGAAUCGUUCUAUAAGUUCCAGAGGCGAGUACUAAACCUCGACAAAGAACUCCGGAAUUUCGCAAACUCUGCUCGACAACUCGGAAGCUCCGUGGGCAUACUCUCGUCUUCCUUCCACCUACGAGAACGACUCGUCCAAAUCCUCUUCCUCUUCCGAGAAAACGCCGCGGACCUCUUUCCUCGCAAAGUCACCCGCCAGUCGCGCGAUGCGCUCGUCAACCCGAACUCGCGAUACACGCGCAAGCGCGUGAAAAGAAAAGCGCCGCACCAUAUCGUGCGGCCGGCAGUCUUCGACAAUCUCGAUCCCGAGGACUUCCCGGCACAACUUGAGAUGUUUGCAAAGGAUGUCAUGACAUUCUUGAAGUGUCUCAAUGAAUUCCCGGAAUUCCAGGAUGAAGCUGUCAAUGCCUCCAUAAAGGCUUUGCACGGGGACCUGAAGUACUGGGCAUCGUGCCUGAAGGCAUACGAUGGCCAAUUCAGGUAUCCUGCGGUGCAACGGUACCUGCACGACUUGACUUCGGAAAUGGGAGAACACCUCGAGUCCCUAACGUCAAAUCUAUGCUUAUUUAUUGAAGUCGGUGUACCAACUAUUAGGUUUGCGCAGAAACACGCAGCCAGCAAUCUGCUUAACCUCUCCACGGUCGCAACCUUUUUCUCCGCUGUUACUGCCACAACUCUCCAAUACUCGUACGAAAGCACCGGAACUAUUCUGGCAGAUAUGGUGAACGCCUUCUGGUUUACGUCGAUGGUGUUCAGCAUAGGGGCUGCGGUCAACAGUCUGCUUGGAGUGACAUGGAAGCAGGCCAUGUACCGCUCCCCCGGAAAUCGAGUUCCAUGGUGGGUGCUCAUAUGGAUCAAGCGAUCACCUUUGGUGUUCCUGGUCAUCUCUGUCGCAUGCUUCUCGGUCGGCCUCGUGCUGUUUACUUACUCGACUCUCCAGAACCGAGUUGUAUGCACCAUUACGACGGUCUUCACAGCCUUCAGCUCGUUCGGUCUUGCAGCAGUGUCAGCCUGGGUCGCGUCCGAGCGCUGGAUCUUUGCGCGACACAAGGGUCAGAAAUGGCUCGCGGAUGUUCUCGACCAUCUGUAUGCCAAGAUCGCCCAUUACACGGGCAUCAAAUGGCUCAGGACCACUUCGCCUGUAGUAGCCCAAGCGGUCGUUGAGAAAACGAGGGAGCCGCUGCGCAGAGCCAGCACGUCCAUAUCGCGUAUCAGAUCCUGGACCUUGAGCGCGCUCAGUCUUGACGACGAUAAGUCGGAGCCCGACACCGAGCAGACCAUUCGUGUUGUCGUCAGCCCAGAACAUCUAUCUCCCAACCCUCCUAUGUCUCCUUCAAAGCUCGUGCAGAUUGCGGAGCACCGCGAGACGCAUCCGUCCGAGUUCAAGCAACCGGCGAGCGAAAACGGACAACAGGUAGUUUCAGAAAAGGCUGAAGCUGGUCCAUCCACUGUCAAUCCGAAGCGACGUUUUGCAAACGCUGUACGGUCUGUCAUGAUGAUGCAAACAGCUUCGUCGCCCAUGUCAUCGGCUUUUCGUGCACCAAGACGGGCACGGACGCUGUCUUCUUCAGAAGGCUCCGUCUCUCGCGGCAACCCGGGACCUUUCUCUGCUGUUCGUCGCGUGGCAGCAUUAAGCCAAAGGCUGAAGAGCCUUGACGUCACCCAGGAACUUCAGCCUCACCAUGCUCUUGUACGACAUCUCCAGUUCUCUCCCGACGGCCGGUUUUUAGCUACUUCCAGCUGGGAUCGCACAUCCAUGAUCUUUCGCGUAGAGGAAGGUCUAGUGCACCAUCGUACGCUUGCGCAUCCUCAAGGUUUCGUCGGUCAAGCGGCUUGGUCUCCUACAGGUCAUCUUCUUUUGACUAAGCUGAAUCGCAGCGUCAAGAUCUGGACGCAGGAUGGUGUAUGUAGGAAGACCAUCGAUCGCCACCGUGCUAUUCAUUCUGUCGCCUGGUUCCCCGGUGGAGAAGCAUUUAUGUCGGUGGAGGGCAGCAGUGUCAUCAAAUUGGAUCUUGCUGGGAAAAUCCACGACAGCUAUGACUUUGACCGUCUCAAUCUGCACGACGUCUCGGUGACACCAGACUGCAAACGCUUAUUAGGUGUUGGUACUUUAAUCGAGUCGGCCGAUGGGCUGAAGCCAAGUAAAUCUCGAGCGGAGAAGCAGAUCAUUGUGUACAACCUAGAGCAAAAGGAAGUCGAAAACCAAGUCCCAGUGCUGCACGACGUCCGCGAUAUCACGCUUGCGAAGAGCGGAAAACUGGCACUAGUUAGUUAUGAGGACAAGGCACCUCCCCAACUAUGGCGACUCGAGACGGUUAAGGCAAAGGACAAGGAUGCAGAUAUAGUACGAUUAUCGCUACGACACACGUAUAUGCCCAAGAUACCUGUCGACUUCGCCGGGCCCAGCUACUUCGGGGGCAAAGACGAUCAACUGAUAUUCUGCGCUGGAAAAGCUGGUGACAUCCACAUAUGGGACCGCGACUCGGGGGAGCUUCUGCACUACCUUCGAGCCUCACAGGGCGCCGGCGGAGACUUGACAAGCAUUGCAUGGAACCAAGGAUCGGAUACAUUUAUGUUCGCUACCGGCAGCCACGACGGGUACCUGAAAAUAUGGACGCCUGCCGACUACACGUUGCGAGGUCGACAAGGCACACCUGGCCCAACUGGUAGCGGCACCGUCUCGCGUUCGGACUCUCCUUACGGGAUACCUGUCGAGGUGUGGACAGAUAGCCCUGCGCCUCUCCAGCAGGAAUUCGACGCUCCGCGGACCAGUCAUGACAUCUUCCCUGAGUCUGAAGGCUCUCAAGACGGGUUUACUGCUGAGAGCUCGUUCAACGGGUCCACUAUCCCUCUCAUACGGAGUAGAGAGAAAUCGGUGUCGUUUGCGAGGUAUUCAUGAAAAUCAACGACGAUUCGGAUAUAGAGGGACCUCAGUUGUCUUUAUGUAUAUAUGACCUGCACGAUUGUAACGAUACAUUAUAAAUACAGUCGACUCUGUCUUAACCCAUACCUG
Gloeophyllum trabeum ATCC 11539 is the source of this 3474-nucleotide messenger RNA. RefSeq names its product WD40 repeat-like protein. The transcript has 22 exons. Lineage: Eukaryota; Fungi; Basidiomycota; Agaricomycetes; Gloeophyllales; Gloeophyllaceae. Gene Ontology annotation, molecular function: protein binding. Gene Ontology annotation, biological process: proteasome-mediated ubiquitin-dependent protein catabolic process. The coding region runs from base 193 to 3360 and encodes 1055 amino acids. Gene Ontology annotation, cellular component: GID complex. The record is from RefSeq and is a predicted model, not a curated record.